AUGGCGUUUCUUGACGAUUGUGCUACUAAACCAUCUGGUCUAUUGGCGUCAUUUUGGAAUCUUCCAAUGUUUUCUCCGGCUUCCACUGACCCUAUUCUCGGAGACAAAGCUACCUACAGAACUCUAGUUCGGCUCGGCCCUCCCUUCAACAAGCUGGGCUUGGCCCUCGUAGAGGUACUCCGCCAUUUUAACUGGUCACGGGUCGUUUUGGUGAGCAGGAGGAAGACGGACGAGAAGAAGGUGUUCUGUGAUUACUCCUUCCGGUCUGCCGAGGAGCAGUUUCGACUGGCAAACAUAACAGUAGCGGAUAAGAUUCAGAUCUCGGAUAAUCUCGAUAUAGAGACGAUUGACGACAUCUUGACGCGCGUUCAGCAGCGAGCCAGAGUUAUAAUCCUGUGCACAGAGAAUCGGGCGGACCUAAGGAAGAUUUUGUUACAGGCUCAUGGCAAAGGCAUGACCGAUGGUGACUAUGUAUUCUUUGUGCCCGACCAGCUACCUCCGAGUAACGUCGCUAAGCCCUGGGUCACUAACAGUGAUCUGGACCAGGACGUCAAGAAAGCCUUCACAACCGUAUUUCAGAUAACUGUCGCAGAAAUGGCUGGGUCUAAAGUGGAACAGUUCAGGGAUCUGAUUCCCAUAAAAAUGGGCCAGCCGCCGUGGAACUACACUACUUCCCAACGGGGGUCGCUGUAUUCACCUUUCCUUCACGACGCCGUCUAUCUGUAUUUGUUGGUAUUGAAUGAGACAUUGGCAGAAGGCAAUGAUCCACGAAACGGUACCCUGAUGUUCCAGAAAGCAACUGGGAAAACUUUUGAAGACGAGGACUUCUUGAUUGCCUUGAUUCCCAUGGUGGUCUGUCUGUUUAUAGGCUGCAUUUUGGCAGGGAUCAUGUACUACAGACGUUUCCGUUUGGAACAGGAGUUGAGGUUAAUGCUGUGGAAAGUAAACUAUGAGGAUAUCGUCUUCACCCAACGGAUAGCCAGUGAAAGAAGAAACAGUUUGGUAAGUAUUCAGUCCACGCUGACGACCGGAAGUAGUUCCACCCGUUUCACAAUCAAUGGACUGGAUGGGCAGAUAUUCUCACUAAUAGCAACAUAUAAAGGAACAGUGGUAUCCUUAAAAGUCCUGUCUCGAAAAAUAGUGAACAUAUGCAGAGAGGACCAGCUGGAGCUAAAGGCGAUGAGAGACUUGAAUCAUCCAAACGUAAACGCAUUCUCCGGACUCUGCAUUGACGACAGGUUACCGUGUCUUCUCACAGCUUACUGCUCAAAGGGAAGCAUUCAGGAUAUCAUUGAAAACGACGAACUAAAGCUGGACUGGAUGUUCAAAUUCUCCCUCAUCAGAGAUAUUGUAAAUGGUCUUCAGUACAUUCAUGAUUCUUCUCUGAAAUGGCACGGUAAUCUAAAGAGCAGCAACUGUGUUGUUGACAAUCGUUGGGUUGCCAAGCUCACCGACUUCGGGAUGACCAAGCUUCGCCAACUAGACACAGAUUUUGCUGACCAGGAGAACAAAGCUCUCCUGUGGACCGCCCCUGAGCUGCUGUCACCCCAGACUUCCGGUAUGACCAAGGCUGCCGACAUUUAUAGUCUGGCGAUCGUAAUGUACGAGAUAAUCUUUCGGAAAGAGCCUUAUGACAUGAGCAAACUCUCCCCGCAAGAAAUAAUAGAGAAAGUAAGGAGUGGGUCUCAGGGCUGUAAUUCGUUGAUGCGGCCUGAAAUAAUAGACUCCGAGGAAAGCGACGUGGAAGACAAGAGAAUUCUCCAGUUGAUCCAGGUCUGCUGGGACGAAGAGACACAAAAACGACCUAAUAUUAAUGACGUCAAAGGCUACCUAAGGAAACUCAACAACGGAAACAAAAAAGACAUCGUGGACAACAUGCUGAACCUGUUGGAGAAAUACGCGAGUAACCUGGAAGGGAUUGUACAGGAACGCACACAACAACUGGUUGAGGAGAAGAAGAAAACUGACCGGCUCCUAUACAGCAUGCUGCCUCAGGCUGUUGCAGAGAGACUCAAACUUGGUCAAAUUGUCCCACCGGAAUUGUUCGAUUCCGUGACAAUUUUCUUCUCGGAUAUAGUCGGUUUUACCAGUCUAUCUUCGGAAAGCACUCCCAUGCAGGUGGUGGAUUUACUGAAUGACCUCUACACUUGUUUUGAUUCGACAAUAGCAGAGCAUGACGUCUAUAAGGUCGAGACGAUCGGCGACGCCUAUAUGGUGGUGAGCGGAGCCCCGCUGAGAAAUGGUGGGAAACACCCGAUGUGCGUCGCUGACAUGGCUCUCGAUCUACUGAGUGCUACAGUAACAUUCAACAUACGGCAUCGGCCGGGUUCUCAGCUGCAGCUAAGGGUGGGGAUACACACAGGGCCAUGUGCUGCAGGUGUUGUAGGGCAAACAAUGCCUCGAUAUUGUUUAUUUGGAGACACCGUCAACACAGCCUCCAGGAUGGAAUCCAACGGCGAAGCGUUGAAAAUUCACGUAAGCCAAGAAUCGUACCAUGCUCUACAAAUCAUUGGUGGAUAUGUGUUUUCAAAACGAGGGGAAGUCAGCAUGAAGGGUAAAGGUUUACAGACAACAUACUGGCUUUUAGGAAAACAUGGAUACCGCCGACCUUUACCAGUACCCUGA
Liolophura sinensis is the source of this 2625-nucleotide messenger RNA. Its product is annotated as receptor-type guanylate cyclase gcy-28-like. NCBI's taxonomy places the organism in Eukaryota, Metazoa, Mollusca, Polyplacophora, Chitonida, Chitonidae. Gene Ontology annotation, biological process: receptor guanylyl cyclase signaling pathway; protein phosphorylation; cGMP biosynthetic process. Gene Ontology annotation, molecular function: ATP binding; guanylate cyclase activity; peptide receptor activity. Bases 1 to 2625 code for a protein of 874 amino acids. Gene Ontology annotation, cellular component: plasma membrane. The transcript is spliced from 19 exons. The record is from RefSeq and is a predicted model, not a curated record.